CCAGAGGUUCGUCUUAACAAAGAACCAGCAUUUGGGGAAAGGCAGAGGGCCUUCAAGUUCCUUGUGGGCGGGACUUCCGCGGACUGGGGGCGGUGCCGAAGGACCUGGGCGGGGAGGGUUGGCGUCCCGGGGCGGACGUUUCCGAGGCGCUUUGCGAGGGCCCAGGCUUCCGGAAGUGGGUCCCGCACUGUCCCCCGGAAGCCUCUGCGCACUCCGGGCGGGCCCUGGCGCUGCGCCGGUCAUCGCUGCCGCUCCGGACCAAACCCCGGAGCACACCAGUCAAAGCCAGAGCGGCGGCGGUCUGGCGGCCGGCACGCAGCGGGAGUCGCGGCUCAGGCCCGGCCUUCAAGUCAUCCCGGAUCCUCCGCCAGCACAUCCCCAGCCAUCGGGAAGGCCCUGGGGUCCCGCGGCGCCGGUCCUGUCGCUCUCCCACCUCUCGAGCCUCAGAACUGGAGACCUGGAGAACUGGAGACGUGCCAAGGACGAGAUACACUACAAAGAGAAGCCCGGCGACGGAGGAUUGUUUUGAACCGGAGUCAAAAGGAUCUCCUCGAAGCAUGCUUUAAGUGGAACCCUUACCCUGGUAUAGCUACCAGGGAACAGCUAGCCAAAGAUACUGGUAUCCCGGAGCCUAGAAUUCAGGUUUGGUUUCAAAACCACAGAACGAGACAAUUAAAGGCCCAGCGACUGAAGUCUAGAAGGUCCGUAGGAGAGCAAACCCAGGUUCAGGAUCAGCCUUUGCUAAAGACUCAAGAAUAUUUAGGGGCAGGACACAGAAGAAACCGGUUAUACCUGACAAGAUCUCAAAUCAGUGUCCUAGUUCAAGCCUUUGAGAAGAACCAGUUCCCUGGUAUUGCUACUAGGGAAGAACUGGCUAAAGAAACAGGCAUUCCAGAAUCAAGAAUUCAGAUAUGGUUUCAGAACCGAAGAGCACGGCACCAGAAGCGGAGCAAAGGGGCACCUGUGAAUUCCUUGGCAGAUGCCCCAGAUGUGAGGAAAGAGCUGACUGUUCAGCAGCACCAAAAUGACCCUUCUACUGUCCCAAGCAGGUCCCAUGAUAUUCCUCCCUCUAAUUCUUUCAUUAUCAACCAAAAUUCUUGUCUUAUACUCUACACAUCCUUUGUUCCUUGGGAUCCCUUUGCGGGUCAUGCAAACCAGGCACCAACUAUCUUGGUGGUCCAGCCCACCCAGACUGUGCAGGGGUUGGAGAACCCUCACCCACCUCUGACACCAGUGAAUCAGCUGCCAACAGUACUGCCUCCAGAAAGGGAGUUCUUAGAUACUGAGACUCCUUUAUGUCCACAGGACCAAGGAAAAUGCCAGGAUCGCAGUGAGCCCAUUGAACCCAUUGACCUGGAAGUACUAGAGUCAAAGAAUUAUUUGCAGUUUAAACUUGAUAGUAAAAAGCAGUGGAAGGAUCUAAGUCAUCAAGACAUAACUUUCUUUAUUGAAUGGUGGGAUGAGUGCUGCCAAGCUCUGAUUGCAGAAUGGGAGCCUCCUGAAGGGACACUCUGAUAUCCAGGACUCACUUGAGAGACCUGUGGCAGCGUUUGGCACAGUUAACCGACCAGCUGCACCGGCAAUAUCUAGAAGCAUCAAGCCUUUAAAUCAGCAUCUGCCAACCACAGACUGACAGUAAGAGGUACAACCUUUUCUGAAUUUGGAUCUCCAGGAGCAGGACUCCAGCACCCAAACCACCCUUCAGCAAGGAAGAUUUUCCAGCUCUGCUCCACAUGCUGUGAAGCUCACCAGGGCCUCAGCUUCAAGAGGAGGAAGAUGGCAUUCUCACCACCCUAGCCCAGGCCUCUUUUCCUUUGAUGCAGAAUCAGUGGAAUUUAAAGGAUGGUGAACAAACAAGUUGUUCUGAAGCAAGACUAAUUGCACAAGGAAGGACAAACCACUUAGAAUUCAAGAUGCAGAUUUAUACCCUGGCCCUAGGUGGCGCUUACCUUCUCUGUUCACUUCAUUGAGUAAAUGCCUGUCCUGAAGCUGCACACUACCUCUGGAGGCUCUGGAGGCUCCAUGGGCACCAGGCAGUGGACAUGGUUGCUGAAUCCUUGAUAAACAAAAGUAUUUUCAUGACAAACAUGACCUCCUCCCUUUAACCAUCAUUUCUUUGGCAGUGUGGGUAAUCCAUGAACUGUAAAUGAACUCAUGGUAAAAGAAAAGGUCUACCUGCACUUCUUUCCAUUCUGGCCACAGGAAAGUCAAACUUGAAAUGGGGUUGAUGUGUGGAAAAUGAGGGUGUGCUAUAUUUCCUUAUGAUGUACAUUCAUAAAAAUUGAAUUUUUCCUUAGAGUGAGGGUUGGAAUUGGGAACUGGAAACUACCUCAGUAUCCAGCAAUAAGAGAAAGAUUAAACAUAGUAUGACGUAUAAUAUUUUUUCCUUUGCCCAUUUAAAACAUACAGAAAAUUGCAAGGAAAAUUACAAUAGUAACAUCAUAUAAUCCCAGAAUAGUCUAUUGAUGUUACUAUUUCCCAUUUUUAGGUUUUUCAGGUGUUUUUGCCUGUAUAUUUAUCUAUACCCUUCCCAAUUUUAUAAAAAAUUAUACCUAAAAAUUCUAGUUUGUCACCCUUAUACUCAGUUUACUCCUUGGUUUUCAGUUGUAAAAAUACAACAUGGUGUAGCAGGCUGUAUGGCAUUUAUAUUGGUGUAAUAAAAAUAUCUUUGAAAAAUA
Choloepus didactylus (southern two-toed sloth) is the source of this 2678-nucleotide messenger RNA. RefSeq names its product double homeobox protein B-like. The annotation marks the transcript as partial. The record is from RefSeq and is a predicted model, not a curated record. The transcript has 5 exons. Lineage: Eukaryota; Metazoa; Chordata; Mammalia; Pilosa; Megalonychidae. Gene Ontology annotation, molecular function: DNA binding.